Messenger RNA from Mya arenaria, 2122 nucleotides. RefSeq names its product multiple epidermal growth factor-like domains protein 10. The record is from RefSeq and is a predicted model, not a curated record. Lineage: Eukaryota; Metazoa; Mollusca; Bivalvia; Myida; Myidae. Bases 68 to 1975 code for a protein of 635 amino acids. Gene Ontology annotation, molecular function: scavenger receptor activity. The transcript is spliced from 5 exons.
UCCUGGUUUGAAUAUAAAAUUGUGGACAUAUGAGUAAUACCAAGUUUGUUAAGUUUAAAGCUGAAUAAUGGAGAUAAAGGAUCAAAACGUUCUUUUGAAAAUAGUAUUAUUCGUUUCCUACGGACUUUGUCUGUGCGGUGGUACCCAAUGCGAUUCCAACUGCACUAAUUGUGACACCAGUGGAACGUCUGGAUCAUGUCUUAAGUGCGAAGACGGCUUCUAUCCAAAUCGGUAUGAUAAUAGUUGUCGGCCUUGUACUUAUCCAAAAUGCCAAACGUGUUCUAAUCCCUCCCUUUGUGACUUAUGCCAAGACGGUUUUUGGGGGGAAACCUGUAUCGCAACAUGUGCAGAAGGGUGUGUUGAUGGAAAAUGCAAUACUUCUAACGGUGUUUGUCCAUGUCUAAAGAACUAUUACGGAAAUAAAUGCGAAGGAAAAUGUUCAGACAAUUGCGUUCCUUCCACUUGCUUUGGUGAAACUGGUAAUUGUGUAUGUAAACAAGGUUAUUAUGGGGCAUCGUGUCGCUCACAAUGUGGCGAUUAUUGCGCCGAUUGUAUAAAUGUCACGUCAUGCUCAUUGUGUGAAACAGGAAAGUUUGGUAGUUCGUGUCAAUUCAAAUGUAAAUGCGAUGUCAAUGCAGAAUGCGAUAUUAUGACGGGAUUGUGUCUCCCUUGUGGAACAGACUGUUUGUCUUGCAUUAAUAACGAGUGCACUUCAUGUGUAAGUGGAAAAUAUGGAAGUCGAUGUGAGUAUACGUGCUCGUCUACUUGCAAUGAUGUGUGUGACAUACAAGGGCAUUGUCAGUCGUGUGUGUCAGGGUAUCAUGGUCAUCAAUGUGAAUUUAAAUGCAAUUGUGAGUUUGGGUGCGUUCAAGUUCAUGGCAAAUGUGUUAAUAAAGCUUGUCCAGUCAACUGUUAUGGUACCUGUGAUGAUUCAUCACAUACAUGUUCCUCAUGUAACCGUGGUUAUCACGGACCAUAUUGCGACUUAACGUGUCCUGGUAAAUGUGCUGAUUCACGUUGUUAUGCCAAUGGUAGCUGUUUGUCCUGUGAAUCGGGAUAUUACGGAAUCAGUUGCAACAUGGAAUGUCAACAGAACUGUGAGAGUAAUACAUGUCGUCAGAAUGAUGGAUUAUGUGAGGUCUGCCCUACAAACUGUGUAUCAUGUGAGUCCAAAUCCACUUGUACCCUUUGCAAAGAAUCAAGUUAUGGACAAUUCUGCCAUUUAUCUUGCAACGACGACUGUACAGAAAAAAUGUGCAAUAUCAAAGGUGUAUGUUACAAUUGUUCUACGUUAUCUGCUUUUGGUAGUUACUGCAAUUUAACAUGCAAUCAUGAUUGUUAUUUGUCUACAUGUGAUAGAUACACAGGUGCUUGUAGUAGCUGUAAAAAUAACUCAGUGUUUGGAAUGUUUUGUAAUGAAACAUGUAGUCCGUAUUGUCUUGGUAACGAAUGUAAACGAGAGAGUGGGGUGUGCUUAAACGGAUGCAGCGAUGGUUACUUCGGAACUAUUUGUGAUCAGGAAUGUUCUCAAGGAUGCCGAAAUAAAGCUGGAAUAAUAUGUGAUCUAGAAGGUACAUGUCUUGGAGGAUGCACUGAAGGAUACGUUGGCAAAAGCUGCAAACCAGACGACCGUAACCAGCAAACUGAAAAAACUCACUCUGGUUCUGUGAUCGGUGGAGCGGUUGGUGGUGUGCUUGGCGUGUGUGUUGUCGUAGCGCUAGUGGUGGUUGUCCUGGUAUUGAAGAAGAAAGGGAUUAUUUGGAAGGAGAGCAAGAAGACGUAUGAGGAUAUAUCAUCAGGAAGAAGUCAAGAUGAACCCUACACAACAUUGGCAGCUGCGAGCACGACCGAGUACGAAUUACCCGAUUCGGAGCCAAGGUCCGAGCUGACCAUCGAAGGUGAAGACAACCGGGUGUAUUACAAUGAUGAGAGGGCCUACUAUAAGAAUGUCGGGGGAAAUGUUCAUAAAACAUGAACAUGUACACAAACAGAUAGAGCACAUGUGUUUAUAGUAUGUUUCCACCGGUGUAUAUUUUCACAACCGCUUACUUGUUGUAUCAGCGCUAUGUUUGAUUUAGAUUUGACUGCAUUACGAGGGUAUCCAUGUACACUGCACAAAUUA